AUGGCUCUCGUGGAUAUUCCAGUUGGGGAUGUCCCCUUCUCGAAUAUUAGAAAUGUUCCCCAGUCAAUCCAGGAUACCCCCGACUUGAAGGGCGCGACUACCGUGACAGUGGACAGCGAGGUUAACACCUCACCGGAAGAAAAGAACUCCACGUUCCAGUUAGAGGAGCACCCAGUUGAUGAAGUUAGACCCAUCAAGGUGGGUAUUAUUGGAGCAGGCCUGGCAGGGAUUACAGCAGGAGUGAUGUUACCAGCGAAACUGCCUGGACUUGAUCUGCAAAUUUUUGAUAAAAAUGCCGAUGUGGGCGGAACAUGGUUUGAGAAUACAUACCCUGGUGUUCGUUGUGACAUUCCUGCACAUGUCUACCAGUCCAACAUCUCGCCGAAUACCCAAUGGACGGAAGAGUUUGCCCAGGGAAAGGAAAUUAGAGACUACUGGCAGGGAGUUGCACGCAAGCACAAUGUCUACCAAUAUCUUCGCGCAGGGCGGAAAGUACAAAAGGCUGAAUGGAACCCCGAGAAAGGGAAGUGGAAAGUUACCGUUGAGCACGUCGAUGGGUCGAACAAGGUCUAUGAAGAAGAAUUGGACGUCGUGAUCAACGCCAUUGGCCAUUUCAAUGCCUGGAAACUACCCGACUACGAGGGAAUCAACAACUACAAAGGGGGGCUAUUCCACUCUUCCAACUGGGAUCCCAAUGUCGACCUGAAAGGAAAGCGAGUGGCUCUCAUCGGCAACGGCGCUUCUGGCUUGCAGGUUCUCCCAUCAAUCCAGCCGCUCGCUAGUCAUGUCGACCAUUACGCCCGGAACCCAACCUGGAUCGCGGAUUCAUUCAGCAGCGGAAACGUCGGAGUCCGCCGGCUGGAGCCAAAUCUAUUCUCCGAGUCCCAACUGGAGACAUUCAAAGACCCCAAAGCAUACCUUGAGUACCGACGCGACGUCGAAAAAGGCUACUUCCAACGCUUCGGGGCAAUCUUUAAAGACACACCGGAGAACCACGCUCUAAAAGAGAAAUGGACCAACUUAAUGCUUCAACGCAUCAAAGACAAACCCGAACUAGGAGAAAAGAUCGUCCCAGACUUCCCACCCAACUGCCGCCGCCCAACGCCAGGACCAGGCUACCUCGAAGCCCUAUCCCAACCCAACGUCAGCUACAUCCAAACCAAAAUCAAGUACUUCACUCCAACAGGCAUCGUCACAGAAGACGGCACAGAACGACAAGUAGACAUAACAAUCUGCGCAACAGGAGCAAACAUAGACCACGCACCCCCAUUUUCAAUAAUCGCCAACGGAAUCGACCUAAAAUCUGCCUGGAAGCGCAACGGCCACUUCGGCUUCCCAUACUCCUACCUCGGCUUCGCAACACCAGGCUUCCCAAACCUCCUCUGGCUCGGCGGACCCUACUCCUCAGGCCACAGCGGCACAGUACCCAACAGCAUCGAAAAUCAAGUAACAUACAUCGCGAAAGUACUCCGCAAACUCCGCAGCCAGGGCAUCAAAUCAAUGGCCCCAUCCAAGGCAGCAGCGGAUGACUUCGUCGAAUACUGCGACAAUUUCUACCCGCGGACUGUCUGGUCGGCGAAUUGUAGCUCGUGGUAUAAUGGUGGCAAACCAGGGUCCAGGAUUCAUGGGUUAUUCCCUGGCAGUGCAUCGCAUGCGAAUUAUAUUCGGAGAGAUCCGCGCUGGGAGGAUUGGGAGUAUUCUUAUAUUAAUGCUAGUGGGAAUCGGUUUGCUUGGUUUGGGAAUGGGUGGACUACUAAGGAGAUUACGCCUGGUGCGGAGUUGACGCCGCAUUUGAGGUUACCGGAGGAGCUGGAUUUGAGGUCUUAUAUGGAGGGUUGGUGGGAUGUGUAA
Penicillium canescens is the source of this 1851-nucleotide messenger RNA. Its product is annotated as flavin-containing monooxygenase. NCBI's taxonomy places the organism in Eukaryota, Fungi, Ascomycota, Eurotiomycetes, Eurotiales, Aspergillaceae. Bases 1 to 1851 code for a protein of 616 amino acids. The record is from RefSeq and is a predicted model, not a curated record. The transcript is spliced from 4 exons. Gene Ontology annotation, molecular function: flavin adenine dinucleotide binding; NADP binding; N,N-dimethylaniline monooxygenase activity.